This is a messenger RNA of Oppia nitens, 1179 nucleotides long. RefSeq names its product phospholipase A1-like. Bases 1 to 1179 code for a protein of 392 amino acids. The record is from RefSeq and is a predicted model, not a curated record. Lineage: Eukaryota; Metazoa; Arthropoda; Arachnida; Sarcoptiformes; Oppiidae. Gene Ontology annotation, molecular function: lipase activity. The transcript is spliced from 2 exons.
AUGGAAAAUACUAAGUGUAGUAUUSAAAGUGAUCAUCAAAUUGCARCUAAAGCUCAAAAGAUAUCUACCGGUGCCGAUAAUGAUGGAGAAAUAGAUUCAAUGGAUGGUUUGUGUCGAUAUAUAUUUGUCACAUUACCGAUUGCACAAGAUAUUGAUGAAAUAGCGCCGAUAUUGCAAUUUUAUCGGCAAAAUGRUCACCAAAAGUYGGYCAACUACCCGACGGAUGAGAGGAAAUUAAUCSGCGAAUUGUCGGAUGAAAAUUAUCUUUCAGUCGAUCGCAUYAUAUUUAUAACACACGGUUUUCUGGCGUCACAUGAAAGCAAAUGGUUGGACCACUURAAAGACGAGUUACUUAGAGAGUGYGACCAACUGAUAGUGAAAGUUGGUUGGGGUAACGGUGCCGGUGUUUCGUACAACUCAUUCUACCCGCAGGCGGCCUCCAAUGCCAUAGAAGUGGGCAAAUGGCUCGCAAAAUAUAUUGUUGAACUGAAAACACGGUUCAAACAUUUACACAUUUACUGUGUGGGCCAUAGUCUGGGRGCACACMUAUUUGGAAGUGCCGGACGACACGCUAUGGAAUUAACGGUUUCAGAUCAACCAAUAGUCGACAGAAUUACCGGUUUAGAUCCGGCCGGAGAAGUCUUUGAAAACGAUGUUAACAGUGAUAAACGAUUGCGCCGUACGGACGCCAAGUUUGUCGAUGUGAUACAUACAGAUGGUUGGGGUUAUGUCUACUAUUUUGGCACUUUAUUACCGWUGGGUUGUAUUGACUUUUACCCGAACUAUGGUUAUCAACAAAACUAUUCCGAAACAUUAAAUCAAGAAGAAAAGUGUCGAAAUUYRACAGCUUUGGGUGGUAUGGGUUAUAGUCAUUCCCGAUGUAUUGAUUUUUUCAUUUGGAGUAUCAAUAAUAAGGAUGAAUUCAAAACAGAUAAAGUGUUGGUUGAAGAGCCAGCCGUACAAAAAAUCAAUCCCGAAACCAAACCGUCUGACUAUAYRAUGCAAAUGGGUUAUCACUCCGACCGUUAUGUCGACCAUUUGGACAAAUUGGAUGACAAACGUUGGUUUAUAUGUGCGGCAUUGACUUGUGGUGAAUCAACAUCUGUUGAUUUUGUUGAUGAGAUUGAAUGUGAUGUCUGUGUUGUUGGUGUGUUGCCAGAGUCGGUGACAGAUGAAUGA